CAAACUUGACUCCCACGUGCAAACGCACCUGUACAGCAUUUGGAGUUAAUUAACCAGAUUUAACGGCGCAGGUGUGAGACGGUUUCUAGUUCCCAUUCGACAUCUUUGGUCUCGUGUGGUGAUAGUGGGGUAUCGAUCGCUACCAUGAUUUCCGCUCUGAUGGUUUGGGUUUGUAUUUGUCAAGCACUAGCCCAGCUCAACAACGCAGGAAGCCACCGAGACGCACACGGAAAGUUGGCCGGCCAGGACGAGUUUUUUGACGGCAACGAGCAGCAGUUUGAGGCGGGUCCAGAAGACCGAAGUGCCCCAGCGCCGGUUUGGCGUUUCCUCCAAGGCAGAGGAAAAAGUCCAGGAAUAUCAGAGUUCGACCAGCCACAGUUCCGCUGCAGUAAUGGAACACUUACCCUGCGCUUUUCACCCACCCGAUACACCAAUCUGCAUCUGGAAGAUGGGACACCCUUGUUGUCGCUGCCUGACAAGUGUUAUGGUUCCAUUCAUAUUUAUAGGUGGUAUCUGCUGGUAAAGCUUCCCUAUACUGGCUGCUACACGGCAACACAGACUGAAGAGGGCAAAUACCCAUUGAAACUGCAUUAUUUUGACAAUUGGCUGCAGAGGAACAUGAUAGGCAUGGCUGUCUGUGAGAAUCCAGCAAUGUCCCCACUGGUGACUUGUGGAACAACGAGUAUCACUGUGAAGCUUCCUCGUGAAACAAAACUAAAGAAGGUUAAAGAGCUUGAUUAUUUCGUUUAUGAAGCAUACUCGGUGAGGCAAUGGAAGACCCCCAAUGCUUUGUUUGUCAAAAUAUCAAAGUUACCAGACCAGGAUUCUGGAUUUGAACUGAUUUAUUUUGAUUCUACUGGGAAACUCUGCACAAAGCUGGCAAUUUGUUACCAAAAGUUGAGGCAUCGUGUCAAUAGAGCGCUAGAGGAACCAGACUUUGAAGAUACUCCAGUUGAACCAUUUGAUCCGGCACACUUGAUGCACGACACUGACUUGAUGCACGACACGCAAUGGAUAAAAUCGAUGGAAACGGCAACUAAAGCACCUAACUCAGAAACGGUUGCGGAAGAUAGUACAGAAUUGUUUGAGUUGUGGGGAAUUGAAGACAUUCCUGACGAGCCAUACGAUGGAUUCGAUGUGGAGAUUACUACCCCGACCGCCCCCACAAUCACAACCACCAACUCAACCAAGACCACAAUUGCCUCCACCACUAGUUGUCCAUAGUGUGCGGCACACUAUGAAUGUUUUAUUGUUGAAUGAAUAAAAUAUUGAAU
This is a messenger RNA of Sander lucioperca (pikeperch), 1274 nucleotides long. RefSeq lists its product as uncharacterized. The transcript has 8 exons. Lineage: Eukaryota; Metazoa; Chordata; Actinopteri; Perciformes; Percidae. The record is from RefSeq and is a predicted model, not a curated record. The coding region runs from base 145 to 1224 and encodes 359 amino acids.